UGCUGGCAAGUGAAUGGAAGUGCCCGACUUAUCCUCACUGCUGUCAUCAAGGCAGACAGUAUUUUUAGGGGACAGCAGCAGCUGCAAAAGCAUUUAACAGUAUUCCACGAACAAUGACACUUGGGGUGUCUGAGAUCUGAGCAGCACAGAAAUUGGGGGGUCACUCUGAAGUUGUCCGAGGAGAGGUCAGUGUGGAUCACUUGCUUUUUGUUUAUUCCGACUCCCUUCUGGACAAAAAAGAUCUGCCGGGAUGGAUCAGAGUGGAACUACGGGCCUUUGAGGAUAGCAUGCGUCUGAAUGCGAAGUCAACUUGGGACACUACUCAAUCUUCAGGAAACGGGUGCCGCCGCUUCUUAACUCGGACUGCGAUUGCAAGCGCGGAAUGUAUGUUGAUGAUCCUUCCUGGCGACUGAAGCGAGGAAAUUGCUGUGCCGAGGUCCUGCCCCUGUGAAUACCCACUGUUACUACUUUGGACUACUUGAGGUGAAGAGAAGCUGUCCAAGAAGCAGAAAUGGAUGUAUUUGGUGGAGCUCCUCGUUUCUUGGCUUACCCAAGGCCUGUUGUGUUCCAAAGUGGGACAGACGCAGUCUUAAAGUGUCAAAUCAGCGGCGAUCCGAGGCCAGCUGUUAUCUGGGAGCGAAACAAUGAAAAGGUCAACCCCCAAGGAAGGUACAGGGUCUUUGAGGAUGGCAAUGUUUACAACCUCAUCAUUUCAGCCGUUACUGUUGAGGAUAGCGGCCAAUACAUAUGCAAAGCAAAGAACAGCAUUGGAGAAACAUAUGCAGCCGCCACACUGAAGGUAGAAGGCGAUGCGCAGGAAAUGGAACUCAGAGAGGAAAACAAGCCACGUUUCCUCAUCAAGCCCCUGUCCACUCGUGUCGGCCGAGGGGAAGACGCCGUCUUCUCCUGUAAGCUUUGGGGGAGCCCGAGACCAGAGGUUGUCUGGGAAAAGGAUGGGAGAAAGCUCAACGAGAUAUUCGAGAGCACACACUUCAAUGUCGGUUACCAGGAUGGCGGAUGGUUCCAGCUUAAAAUAUUUAAGACUCGUGCUCCGGACGGGGGCGUGUACACAUGUAAGGCAAGAAACGAGUUUGGGGAAGCUCUGGCCGGAGCCGUGUUGCUCGUUGAUGCAGGUCCGGGACACGAAGAAGAAGGAAACCGAAACGGAUAUACAAACGGUCACUGGAAAGGCCAUCAGGGAAAACAAAGGGGCGGUAGACAAGUACCAAACCGACUAAAAGAGGACACCACGACCAAGACGGCAAAAGUCAAAAUGUUUGCAGUAACUGAAGGCAAACACGCCAAAUUCCGCUGCUUUGUGACCGGCAAACCCAAGCCGGAAAUAAUCUGGAGGAAAGAUGGCAGGCUUAUACUGUCUGGAAGGCGUUACUUGUUGUAUGAGGACCGAGAGGGAUACUUCACACUCAAAGUUCUGUACUGCAAGCAAAAGGACAAUGGGGUUUACGUCUGUGCUGCAUCUAAUACCGCAGGGCAGACUCUCAGCGCUGUACACCUCUCCGUUAAGGAGCCGCCAGUGCGGUUCAAGCAGCCUCUUAUUGAUCUAGAAGUAUGGGAACGAGAUCUAGCUGUUCUUGAGUGUGAAGUUCCAGAAGACUCUGUUCCCAUCACUUGGUAUCUGGAGGACAGACGACUGCAGCCAGGGGCCAAAUAUGGAAUGGAGGAGUGGGGAACAAAGAGACGACUCACUAUCCGGGACAUUGAUGUCGAUGAUGAUGGGAUUUACCUCUGUGAAAUGCCGGAUGGAGGUAGAAGCAUAGCAGAGGUAGCUGUAAAAGGCACAAUUCUGAGGAAGCUUCCGAGGAAAGUGGAUGUCUUGGAAGGGGAAAAUGCUGCCUUUUGUGUUGAAGUGGAAAAAGAGGAGAUGGACAUACACUGGUACAAGGACGGUACAGAGCUGCGUGAGACCCAUCAGACCAUCCUGAAGUCCUUUGGUCGAACUCACAUCCUCGUUUUCGUCAAUACAAUGCCUGAAGACUCUGGCCUUGUGACGUUUCUUGUGGGGAGAUCCAAGACCUCUUCACAGUUGAGAGUUAAAGCGGCCAGACAUUGUCCCCCUAGUUGUCCAGUGGGGGUCCAGAUUAACACAGAGCGCGCUAAUGCCGCUCUCCUAUCCUGGGUUCCUGCUCCAGACUCCAGAAAGAACCCUCCAUCCGGAUAUGUGCUUGAACGACAAGAAGUAGGAACUGGUUCCCAAGAGUGGUUACAGUGUCUGACUACUGACUCUGCAACCUCUGUGGAGAUCCUGGGUGACAGCGUUCCGUGUGAAGCCGAUUAUCGUUUUCGCAUUUGCAGCGUAAACAAAUAUGGGAAAAGCAACAAUGUUGAGUUCCCCCGAACUGUUCACCUAGUUCCUGUGGCCAGAAUACAAGCUCCUUUACAGGAUGCACUGGUGCCGGAGGGGCAAGAUGCUCUCUUUUCCAUCGAACUUUCUGCUUCAGUUAUCGGGACAUGGUUUCUAAAUGGGACUCAGCUACAAGAGGAUGAUCGAUAUUCCAUGCGUCGAUCAAGAACGCACCAAUCUCUUCGCAUUCGCGGCGUGCGUGAUACAGACAACGGAGCUGAGAUUACAUUUAUUGCGUAUGGCAUUCGGGAUUCUGCAGCAAUGUACAUUCAAGCACCACUGGUCAAGUUUUCACCCCUGUCUGAAAUGGAUCGAAACAAAUUUGUUGAGAUGGGGAACCCCAUUGUGCUCUAUUGUGAGCUGUCUGACCCAGCGGCUCCAGUACACUGGUACAAGAAUGGAAUGGAACUACAUACGAUAGAGGGGCUUCAUAUCCAAUCAGAGGGCACCAUGAGACGAAUUGUCAUCCAGUCAGCUGAGUUCUCACAUUCUGGAGUGUACUGCUGCGAUGCCAUUGAUGAUGUUAUCCGGUUCAAUGUGGAAGUAGAGGCAAUUCCAGAUGCUGAGAGGAACAAAACCAUCCUAACAGGCUGCCCAAUUGUAUUACAAUGCGAGCUCUCAGAUCCUUCUGCCCAAGUCCACUGGUACAAAGACGGUUCAAAGCUCCAUCCUCAAGGUCAAGUAGAUAUUAUAACUAAUGGCUUGGUGAGGAAACUGAUUGUCCAUUCAGCAGAAAUUGCCCACUCUGGCUUGUACUGCUGCAAGACAAAGGGUGACACCAUCACAUUCAGUGUGGACGUCAAAGCUUCGCCAAUGAAGUUCUCAGCUAUUCCUGAAGACAUGAGGACCAAAUCGAUCGAAGUCGGCUGCCCUAUAGUGCUCCAAUGUGUGGUGUCGGACCCUGAGGCCCAAGUUUGCUGGUACAAGGAUGAAACACAGCUCAUAUCCAACUCUGGAACAGAAAUCCACUCAGUGGACAACACAAGGACAUUAGUUAUUCAGUCUGCGGAAGUGUGCCACUCUGGUCUGUACAGAUGCACCACACAAGAUGAUACUGUGCAGUUUCAAGUGGAUAUCAAAGCAAGGCAGUGUCACUUUGGUGACGAGAUUGGUGUGGUAGCUGAUGCAUCCGCCCAAUACACUGUGGAUGUCCAAGCUCCUCCUCUGACAUUUGCAGCUUUGUCUGAGGCUGAGCAGAAAAUGACAGUGAUAGCUGGCUCUCCCAUAGCUCUGCAGUGUGAGCUGUCAGACCCCAAUGGACAAGUCAAUUGGUACAAGGAUGGAACAAAGCUUCUGUCUCACAGUGGAGUAGACAUCCAGUCACAGGGGAAUUUGAGGAGUCUAGUAGUCCCAUCAGCUGAGCGGGUUCACACUGGAGUGUACCGCUGUGAGUCAAAGGAUGAUGACAUCCAGUUCUCUGUGGAAGUAAAAGCACCACCCGUGAAGUUCUCAGAGCUACAAGAGGAGGACAGGAACAAGUCCAUCCAAGAAGGCAAUGCUCUUGUCCUCAGCUGUGAACUGUCUCACGAUCCUUCUACUCACGUCGACUGGUUAAAGGAUGGGAGGGAACUCCUGCCUCAAAGCAAUAUGGAAAUACUGUCAGAUGGUCUGACAAGGUCCUUACUCAUCCCCUCAGCUGAAAAGAUACACGCCGGUGUCUAUGAAUGUUCAAUAUCAGAUGACAAAGUCAGCUUUAAGGUGGACAUAAAAGGCCGAUCAGCCAUCACAUCAAUCCCUCUAUCAGAAAAAAACAAGAUGAUUAGAAAAGGUUGUCCGAUUAUUCUCCAGUGUGAGGUCUCUGAUCCCACUGCACAGGUCACCUGGCUUAAAGAUUCGGUGGAGCUUUUUAGCAAAACAGGCCUCGAUAUGAAACGAGAUGGCAGCCUCAGAAAGUUAAUGAUUCACUCAGCUAAGGUCUCUGACUCUGGCCUCUACAGCUGUUGCUUCCUUGAUGAUGUUGUAACAUUCCAGGUGGAUGUCGAAGCUACUCCAGUGAAGUUUUCAGCACUACCAGAGGUUGCAAGAAACAAAAUGGUUGAAGUAGGCUUCCCUAUUGAGCUGCAGUGUGAAGUCUCAGAGCAAGAGGCCCAAGUCUACUGGCAAAAAGAUGGAGAACAGCUACCUUCGACGAGCGAAUAUGAGCUCCAAACAGAGGAGAAACUGAGAGCGCUGGUUAUUAAAUCAGCAGAAGUCAGGCACUCGGGGGUGUACAGCUGUGAGGCUGCAGAUGACCAUGUAGAAUUCAAGGUGGAUGUUGCAGCUGUUCCAGAGGCUGAGAGGAACAAGUUUCUUGAAGCAGACAGCCUGAUCAAACUGCAGUGUGAGUUCUCAGACCCAGCCAUCCAGUCCUGCUGGCAAGGAGAGGGAGUAGAAUUAUUGCCAGAAGCAAGAACAAAGAUUGAAUCAGAGUGCAGUCAGGGGACUUUGGUCAUGAAGUCGGCCACGUCUUCAAACUCUGGGGUGUGGGAUUGUAAAGCUGAUGUUGACUCAGAUUCCAACGAUUUCUGUGUGGCGGUGAAAGCGCCACCGGUAACGUUUGCUGAUGUCCCUGAGAAGGAGCUUUUUCAGAGCGUUGUGGAGAACGAACAGCUCGUGUUGUCAUGUGAGGUAUCAAGGGCUGACGGCAUUGUCCAGUGGCACAAAGAUGGAACUGAAAUACAACCAAACAGUAAUGUCACAAUGCAAGCCAAGGACACCAAGAGAAAUCUAACUAUACAUUCGGCCCAGCUGUCUGACACAGGCACAUACAUGUGCCGUGCGGGAGACAACAUUUUGAUCUUCAAGGUUCACGUAAGAGAACCUCCUGUGAGGAUUGUCUAUCCAAAGGAGGAUGUCCAUCUUGACCGUCACGUCCCCGAGGAAAUCAUCUUGAGCUGUGAACUAUCUCGUCCCAAUGGUGUCGUGAGCUGGUUUAAAGAUGGCCAAAAGCUCCAGGAGAGUGAGAACAUCAAGCUGAAAGUAGAAGGUCCUUAUCGACGGCUCAAGAUUCUCUCUAGCGGAGUAGAAGAUUCUGGAGAAUACGUCUGUGAUACAGCUGAUGACUCAAUAUUCUUCCACCUUAGUAUUACAGAAUCUCCAGUGCAAAUCAUAUCCCCAAGUCAGUCGCAAAUGGAGCUAUGUCAGCAAACCUCUGAGAGGAUGGUACUGAGCUGUGAGAUCUCGCGACCCAACGCAGUGGUACGGUGGUAUCGAGACGGACUUGAGGUUGAGGAGAAUGACAACCUUAUUCUGGAGGUCGACGGUGUCUACCGAAGACUCAUUAUUCCUAAAACUACCAUUAAAGACUCAGCAGAAUACGUAUGUGCCACAGCAGAUGAUUCCAAGACGUUUUUUGUGAACAUUGCAGAACCUCCUGUUCGCUUCAUACGUCCCCGAAAGAUGGCGAGCAGAGUAGAAAAAGUGGCCGGGGAGACUCUGGUUCUGGACUGCGAGGUUUCAAGACCUAAUGCUGAAGUCACCUGGAAGAAGAAUGGGGAGGAAGUGGGGGACUGUAGAAGUAUCACUAUCCUUGAAGAGGGCGUCGUGCGUCAACUGACCAUUCACUCUCUAACAGUGGAGGACACCGGGCAUUAUGUCUGUGAUGCCAAAGACGAUGUAAUGGAUUUCAGUGUGAAAGUGCAAGAAUUGCCAGUAAAAAUUCUUGGAAAAACAGAUGCGAAAACAGAGAAACAGUUCUUAGUCUCAGAUGAUAUCAUUCUGGUGUGUGAACUCUCAAAAGCCAACGCCUCGGUCAGCUGGUACAAAGAUAAUCGGCUGAUUGACGAUACUGAGCGGUACUGUUGUGAAGAGCAAGGGGUUUUUCGAUCGCUGGUUGUCCUAAACGCUGGCCUCGAAGACUCGGGGGAGUAUGCCUGUGAUGCUGUGGACGAUAAGAUGAUCUUUAAUAUCACUGUCAAAGAACCUCCCGUUCAGAUCAUUGGAAAUUCAGGCAAUCCGGAGCAUCACAUCCUGGUGGCGGGAGACGACCUGAUAUUGGAGUGUGAGGUGUCACGUCCGAAUGCAGCCGUUAAGUGGCUCUGGAAUGGAGAGCCCCUGGAAUCAAGCACUAGAGUAAAAAUUCACAGCAACGACGUUGUGAGGAAGCUUAUCCUGUCCGGACUUCAGCCUUCAGACUCAGGAGAAUACACCUGCGACGCCAUUGACGACAAGAUGGUAACAAUAGUGGAAGUGCAAGAGCCACCGGCGAAAUUCGUGAAUAAAACCGCAAGGAAUAACAUCUCGGCCUUUGAAAACGAGAGCGUCACACUCUGUGCCAUUGUGAGCCGCGAGAGGGCUAAUGUCCGGUGGCUGAAAGACGGCCAGCUGUUGAAUAAGGACAACAUUCAUAUUUCCAGUGAGGAUAAUACUCACAAGCUCACCAUUAAUCCCCUGCAGCUGUCCGAUUCGGGAGAAUAUGUCUGUGACAUUAGCACUGAUGAAAUGUAUUUUAGUCUUCUAGUCAAAGAGAUGAAAGUGAAAUUUAUUAGACGACUAGAGAAUAUGGUGUCUCCGAAGGGUAAGAGCUUGACGUUACACUGUGAGGUCAACAAGCCCAAAGGUGAUGUCCAGUGGCUAAAAGACGGCAAAGAGAUCUCUCUAAGUCGCCGUUACACGAUUCGGGCGCAAGGCAGAGAGCGAAGUUUUACCGUCCACCAGCUAAUGGAGGAAGACGCCGGAGAAUAUUCCUUUCCUCGUGUUGUUGAGUUUGUUGCCGAGCUUCGUAAUAUCACCAUCUGCGAAGGGGAGGACGCGGUAUUUAAGUGUAUGGUGUCACCAGCGGACACCAAGUUGGUUUGGCGCUUAGAUGGCAGGCCGGUGGCUCUGAAUGAGCGUGCAGUCAUUUUAAGCAACGGGCUAUGCCACACACUCUGCAUCAACAACUGCCUGGUUUCAGAUAGCUGCAGAGUGACAGCAGAUGCAGAGGGGACGCUAUCAGAGGCAGAGCUCCAGGUUCAAGAGCAACAGGUGUUAUUCACCAAGAAAAUGAAGCCGGUUGUAGCAGAAGAGUACAGCGAGGCGACUCUAGAGGUGGAAGUGAGCGUGGAUUCGGGAGAGGUGCAGUGGAUGAGACAGGGAGUGCUGAUCCACCCCGGCGCCAAAUAUACCCUGAAACACAAGGGUCUGAAACACAGUCUGACCAUCCACACUCUGGCCGUGUCUGACCGGGGCACCUACAGCUGCGAGACCCUGCACGACCGCACGCAGGCCCCGCUCACGGUGGAGCCUCGAAAAAUCACAAUCAAAAGGGGCCUGGUCGACCUUAAAACCAUUGAGAGAGAAACCGCUUCUUUCGAGGUGGAGCUCUCCCAUCCCAACGUCCCGGGCACCUGGAUCCGAAAUGGAAUUCAGCUUAAGCCGACAAAUCACUUCCGUAUGAGUGCCAAAGGACAGGUCCACAGCCUCACUGUUUCUAACCUUUCAGUGGAAGACACUGGCACCUUUGUGUUUUCUGUAGAGAAUCAGAAGACGUCUGCAAGGCUAGUCGUGAAGGAGCCUCCAGUGACCGUUUUCAGGAAACUGGAGGAUCAAAAAUUCCCCGAUGGCUCAGUGAUCUCUAUUGAGUGUGAACUGUCCAGACAUAACGUCGAUGUGAAAUGGAUGAAAGACGGGGCCGAGGUGAAGCCCAGCAAAGACUUGCGCAUUUAUGCAAUGGGGAGGAAAAGGUUCCUUCAGAUCAUGAAAUGCCACGUCUCUGAUUCUGGCCUGUACACCUGCGAUGCCGGAGAGGUUUCCACGUCCUGCACGGUGGAGGUUUAUGAGCGCGAGCUGCUGGUGCUUCAAGGCCUGGAAGACCUGGAAAUCCAGGAAGACCAGAAUGCUGUUUUUGUUUGCGAGAUCUCUGUGGAGGACGUGACAGGGGAAUGGUACAAAAACGGGGAGCGGAUACAGCCCACGAGCACCAUCAAAAUCCGCCAGGAAGGGACAAAACAUUUUCUUCUCAUGUGCAAUGUGCGACCAGAGGACUCUGGGGAGAUCAAGUUUGUUGCCAGACACGUUGAAUCUGUUGCUUACCUGGAGGUGGAAGAGCUUCCUGUCAACAUUGUAAAGCCUCUGCAGGAUAAAACCGUCCUUGAGAAGAGCCGUGUGAUCCUGGAUUGCACAGUAUCUAACCCACGAUGUAGUAUCCGCUGGUUCAAGGGAAGCAAUGUCAUCCUGCCCUCCGAGCGCUUCGAGAUAAGCAGUGAAGGCUGCUAUCGCAAACUGAUCAUCCAGCAGGUAGCGCUGGAAGAUGAAGGCACGUACAGUGUGCAGGUCGGGGACUUCACAUGUUCCUCGAAACUGACAGUGGAGGCCCAGUCUUUGCUGAUGGUUCGAGAUCUGAGAGACGUGGAGGUCCUGGCCCCCGACGAGGCCUGCUUUGAAUGCGAGGUCUCCGUCCCCGUCCUGAAAUCCCCCGUGUGGAGCCUCAACGGGGACCCCCUGCAGCCCAGCUCUCGGGUGCGGCUGGAGAGGAUGGGCACGGUCCACAGGCUGACCCUCCGGCAGACCUCCCCGGACAUGAGCGGGGUGGUGAUCCAUGACAGAACUCCUUUAUCUACCCCACAUCCACCGUACAUGAAAUGAUUGACGCUUUGAUGCUUUCAAGUUGUGGCAUUGCUCAUGUUUUUAUACACUAUCUAUGAAAAGUUGCCAUAAAAUGGGUUGUAACAGAUUUUCUUGCAGUGUCUAUAACUGUGCAAAAGUAUUGAGGUGCACCUCGUUUCUUUAUUUAUAUAUAUAUAUAGCUUUCCAAAGAGCCAAACUUACUUGUUAUCUUUUAAAGUGUUCUUGAGCAAUAGCUGCUCAGUGUUCUCCUCUUAUACCAGCCUGCUUUUUCAAUUAUAUAGUUUGCAAAGCCACUUAAAACUGACAUGUGGAUCUUUUAUCCACAAACAUGGCAUCAAGCGGAAAAGAUCGUCGGCACAUAGCUGCUCUGGACCCUUUUGCACACAGAAGUCUGUCCCAAAGACAAAUGAUAAAUUACCCUUUCCUUUAUUGGCUCUACAAAAAGAAAAAAAUAGUAAAGCGAUUAGCAUAAAAAAGAGCUUUUGCCGAAACGCAGUGACUCCCAAAAAUGCUGUUCG
Menidia menidia (Atlantic silverside) is the source of this 9405-nucleotide messenger RNA. NCBI's taxonomy places the organism in Eukaryota, Metazoa, Chordata, Actinopteri, Atheriniformes, Atherinopsidae. The record is from the annotation of a GenBank genome assembly.